Molecule: messenger RNA, 5221 nt
Organism: Condylostylus longicornis
Lineage: Eukaryota; Metazoa; Arthropoda; Insecta; Diptera; Dolichopodidae
Gene: NaPi-III
Product: sodium-dependent phosphate transporter 1
Exons: 10
Coding region: 3098-4996 (632 amino acids)
Biological process (GO): phosphate ion transmembrane transport
Cellular component (GO): membrane
Molecular function (GO): phosphate transmembrane transporter activity
Source: RefSeq, a predicted model, not a curated record
GAAAAAAAAGAAGAGAAAAAAAACACAUUUUUUCUUUUCAUAUAAAUGUGCGUUUACGUUGCGCAAAACAACAUUUGCAAAGUAUUCGUCAUUGAGUAAAAAUCUGGAGAAAAAAUUUUCGCUGAAAAAUUUUUUCAUUUUACAAAAAUUCAAUUUAAAUAUGAAAAUCUUACAAAAUAAAUUACUUGGCACUGGACGCAAAUUGCGGCAGGAACCAAUUCAACUUUGACGAAUCAGUUAAAUAAAAUAACAACAACAAAAAAAAAAAACUUCUAAAUCACAACACCUACAACAACAACUAUAUUAAAAAAAAAUCAUUAUUGAUUAAAGAUUUAAAGAAGAAGAAAAAAAAUUUUUUUUUUUUGAAAACAACAACAACAACAAAAAAAAAAGGAAAUAAAAAUAAUAAUUUAUUUUAUUUUUAUAUAGAAUACAAACAUAUACAUACCUAUAUUAAUAUUCAUAUAUAUAAAUUAUCUAUUAUAUACCAAACUAUUAUUUAUUAUUACCAUUUGUAUAUGCAAUUAUUAAAUUGAUUAACACACAUAAUAAUUAUAAAAUUAUAUAUAUAUAUAAACAUACUUUCUAUUAUAUACCUAUAUAUAUAUAAUAGAGAAGGGCAGAGAAAAUAUAUAUACAUACAUAUUUGAAAAAGAAUCCAGCAAAUUUUAUAUAUAAUCUUCAUCGUUAUAUAUAUAUAAAGUAUAUUUGUACAUAUUGUGUACGUUUGCAGAAGAAAUGAUUUAAGGAUUUUUUAAUUUAAAGGAAGUAAAAUCAUUUUCACUUUUAAGCAAAAAAAAAAACAAACACAAAAUAUUAAAUCCGAAAAUCAACAUUUUUGUGUUCGUUUAUAUACUUCAAUUUUAAUUACCAUACCAGAAUACUAGAAAUAACGAGAUAAUUGUAGAAGAAAAAAUAACAGCAACCAGAAUAAAUAGCAGAAAUUUGAAUAGUAGUAGUUCUUUUUCAACUACACAACAAAAAUAUAAUAGAAUAAAAAUAUUUAUAUAAAAAAAACAUAUUAUAUGAUAUAUAAUUUUUGAAUUUUACAAAUAUUUGGGAAAAAAAACAAAAUUUUCGAUUUUAUAUUAAUUAAAACGCCUUAAUUAUUUAACAAAAAAAAAAAUUUAAGGAAAAAAGUAGAAACCAAGAAAAACAUCACAUACAUUUUAUUAAAAAUCAACAAGGAAAUCAACAAAUAUUCUUGAAUUUUUUAUAAUUGAAAAAGAAAACAAUAAUUUUGCAAAAUAUUAACCAUAUUAAUUAUUUUUUUAAAUUAUCAUCAAAUAAUUUUUAACAAAAAAAAUUUUUAAUAUUAUUUUAAUCAUCAUACAAUUUUUCAUUUGGUUUUUUUUGGAUCCGUACUUAAAUUUCAAGAGAGAAGAAGAAAAACACAAAAAUAAUUUUAUAAUUAUUUUUUUAUUGGUAAUUUACAAGAAAGCUAUAAUUUUUAAUUGAAAAAGAAGAAAACAACAAAAAUUUCAUUUAAAAUAAAAAAAAAAAAAUGGGUACUUAAAAGCAUAAAAUGAAUAAAUCACACCUUUUAGUUUAUUUUUAUUUUCAUUUUCAAAUUUAACAAUUUUUAAUUUUUCUCUUCAUAUUAAAAAUAAAACCAACAUUUUUAAAUAUUCUUUGUAUUCCAAAAAGAAUAAAAAGAGAAGAAAAAAUAAUAUUGAUUACACUUUUAUUAUUACUACAUAAUAUAUAUAUAUACACACAUAUUGAAAAACGUAAUAAUAUUUGAGAAAAAAAAAUAUAAUUAAAAAACAAAAUAUAUAAGAUUUUAUUUAAAAUCUAAAAAGAAAAUUCCGAUUAUUGAAUAACAAAAACAAAAAUAUUACAAGGAGCAAAACAGACAGAAAAGAAAAAAAAAACAGAAGAUAAGAUAAACAAAAAACAAAUUUUCUGCCAUAAUUAUUUUUUUCUUUUGCAAAAAAAAACAAAAGGAGAAAAAGAAAUAAAACCCAAAAAGGAUAUUCAACAUUUUUACAAUCAACCAUAAUUUAUUAUAUUUUCAACAUAUUUGCAAAACAGCAAUAAAAAUUUUCAUUUAAAAAUAAAAUUGCAUAAACAUAGGAGGAGAAAAACAAAGAAAAGGAACAUAAUAAAGUUUUGAACAAAACGAAUUAAAUAUUUUUUUGUAAUCCGAAAAAAAAAAUACUUUAAAAACGCGCAAAAAAAUCUACCAACCAACCAACCAACACUCAUCAAACUAUUUAAUAUUCAAUUUUUCAAAAAACAGAAGGAAAAUAUCAUAUUUAUAUAGAUAUAUAUAAAUAUUUAAAGAAAAUUAUAUCACCAGAAGAAUUUAUAUAAUACCAAAAAAAAAAUAAAUAUUGUAUACUAUUAAUAAUUAUAAUAUUAUCAUAUAUAAAAAAAAUAAAUUCAAUCAAAACUAACAACAAAAAUAAAGAAAGCAGAUCAAUUAUCCAACAACAUUUAAAUACAAGAAAAAUAAGAGAAAAAAAUAUAAGCAAGAAACUACAACAAAUUUCAAAUUCAUUUCUAAAUUAAAUUAUAUUUUAUACAUAAAAUUUUGCUUUAAAACCAGAAAACAAUUAAAUCUAUUAAAUUAGAAAAAAUCUAUUUAUAUUUUGAUAAAAUAUUUAUAAAAAAGCAAAUAUAAGUCCGCAAAGCAAAGCAAAAAUAAAUUUUCAUUGAUAUUUUGUUUUAUAAAUUGUACAAAAUACAAAACAAAAAAACAAAAUUCAAAUUCUAUCUCCAAAUAUUUAACAACGCUCUAUAAGCAAAAUAUUAUUUUAUAUUAAAAAAGAAAAACAACAAAAAAAAAACAACCCAACUUCAACUGAUUUUUUUAUAUUUUAAAAACAAAAAAAAUUGUCUUUCCACAAAAAAACAAGAAAAUUUAAAGAAAAUUAUUAUAUACAAGCAAAAUACAUAAAUAUAAAAAAGCUGAUAAACAAAAAUCCAAAUUAAAAACAAUUAAAGAAAAUAAUUUUGAUAAAUAUUAAGGAAUUUAAAAAGAAAAUAAGAAAAUUUACUUUACAACAUAAUUUUUAAGUCAAAUUCAAUUAAAUAGGAGAAUAAAAAUUUUACAAUAAUUAUAUUACAUAAAUAAAAAACACAACAAAACAAAAUGGAUCCAUAUUCUACAGAAAUUUUAUGGAUUGUAAUAUUAGGGUUUAUAAUCGCUUUUAUAUUGGCAUUUGGUAUUGGAGCUAAUGAUGUUGCCAAUUCAUUUGGUACCAGUGUAGGUUCCGGUGUACUAUCAUUAAGGAGUGCAUGCUUAUUAGCAACAGUAUGUGAAAUUGCUGGAGCUGUUUUAAUAGGUUAUAAAGUAUCAGAUACAAUGCGAAAAGGAAUAUUAGAAGUAACAUUAUAUGAAGGACAUGAAAAUGAAUUAAUGUUAGGUUGUUUAGCAGCAUUAGCCAGUAGCGCUGUAUGGUUAUUGGUUGCAACAUUUUUAAAAUUACCAAUAUCUGGUACACAUAGUAUUGUUGGUUCAACAAUUGGAUUUAGUUUAGCUGCAAGGGGUACACAAGGUUUAAAAUGGUCAAAAUUAGGUACCGUUGUUGGUUCAUGGUUCAUAUCACCAGUAUUGAGUGGUCUUGUCAGUGUUAUAUUAUUUCUUGCAAUCAAUAAAUUUAUUUUAAGAGCAAAAGACCCACUUAAAAAUGGAUUUUUAUCACUUCCUGUCUUUUAUGGUGUAACAGUUUUCAUCAAUAUAAUCAGUAUUGUAUUGGAUGGACCAAAAUUACUUUAUAUGGAUAACAUUCCAACAUGGAUUGCUGUUGCUCUAAGUGUUGGUAUCGGGAUUUUUGCGGCAAUCAUUGUACAAUUAUGUAUAGUACCUAUGCAACGUAGAAAAAUUGAAGAAAAAUUAAAAUUGAAAGAGCCAGUGAAAUUUACAAUCGAAAGCUCCAAUGAAUCAUCACCAUCCGGUAGCCCUAAGAAAGGUAAACGACCAUUAUCACUAGUAAGUGAAGGAAAUCAAUUACCUACAAUUGCUGAAAUUACUGAACUUUCAACAUUAGGCAAUUUAACACCGAAGUCAUUAGGUUUCCCGCAAAUUAAAGGAAACAAUUAUAAAGUUGAUCCUGAUAUUAUUCGUAAAGCUGAACAUCUUCUUGGUAAAAAUAGUUUGGAUAAUACAGAUUUAACGAUAACAAGUUUAAAUUAUAUUGAUGAACAACAACAAAAUGGCAAAAAUUUACAAGAAUUUUUCGAUAAUAAAAAUCAAAAAUCUCCUAUCAAUACCAAUAACAAUGAAUCUCUUCCAGUUGAAAAAGAUGUUGAUAAUAAUACAUUAAAGAAAGAUGAUCAACUUUUUGUUUAUGAUAAUCAUGGUUUAAAAUGUAUUGAAAGUGGUACAAAUAUGGAUUUAAUUGUAAAUGUGAAUAUGUCACAAAAUUCAAGUAGAGUUCCAUUAAUUGAAGGAAAAGAUGUUGAAGGCGGUAUAAAAUCAAAUAUUAAUGGUGAAAAUGAAUCAAGUGUUUCAAUAUUGUUUAGCUUUUUGCAAAUUUUAACAGCAACAUUUGGUAGUUUUGCACAUGGUGGAAAUGAUGUUAGCAAUGCUAUCGGGCCAUUGAUUGCUUUAUUUAUGAUUUAUACUGAAGGAUCUGUAUUACAAAAAGCUGAAACGCCAAUUUAUAUAUUAAUUUAUGGAGGCAUAGGAAUUUCAAUUGGUCUAUGGUUAUGGGGACGACGUGUUAUAGAAACCAUUGGAAAUGAUUUGACCAAAAUUACACCGUCCACCGGUUUUACCAUUGAAAUUGGUGCUGCCAUUACAGUACUGCUGGCCAGUAAAAUUGGUUUACCUAUUUCAACAACACAUUGUAAAGUAGGUUCUGUUGUAUUUGUUGGUCAUUUUAGUUCAAAAUUGAAUAAGAACAUAAAUAGUAGUUCAGAAGAAGAAAAAUCUAGUGUUGACUGGCAUUUGUUCCGAAAUAUUGCGUAUGCCUGGGUUGUAACAAUUCCUGUAACAGCCUUAUUAAGUGCUGGUAUGAUGUAUUGUUUAUGUCAAUUGGUGCUGUAAACCAUAAAACUAGAAGGAUUUUUAGAUAAUAGUUUUAAAUAAUAACUAAUUUAAAUUAACCCUUAGGGUUUUACAAUUUUUAGUACUGCAAAGAAAAGAAAAAAAUAAUUGUAAUAAAAUAAAAGGAAUUUAGUUUUAAAAUAUGUGAAAAGUGUAAUGCAUGAAUAAAAAACAAAUUUGAAAAUGUUUGGCAAUAAAUCAUUAUUAAUUUAAGGUGUUAUUAAA